UAUUGUUUUUAUUAAGUCAAAAAAAAAUUUUUUUUUAUUCUAAAACGUUUGCAUAACUUUAAGUGUUUAUUGGUAAUAUUAAUUAAUGAUACAAUGUGAGCUUAAAUUAAAACAACCUACGUCCAAAACUAUCGUAACCUAAUGUUUUAAGAAUUUGGCAAAAACACUGUCUACUUCCUUGUUUGCAAAAUGAACACAAAAAAUUUUCUAUUUUUAAAUCUCCCUCAUGACAGAGAAAGUCUAAUAGAUGAAUAUGAAAUUGAAAUGUAAUACGGCAAAGUGAAAUAUAUGUAUAUAAAUUAUAAUAUAUUAUAGUUAUUUUAGCAUGGGUAUACAUUAAAUCUAAGUGUAAACAUAAAAAAAAAUAAAAAGCGACUAAAGUGUAAAUGUUUCAACUUUUUGGUCAUAAACUUAUUUUGAAACAAUGAGCAUAUUACUUUUUUAGAAGAAAAAUUUCAAAGUUCAAUUUGUGUGAAAAAAUUUGUGUACUAAAAAAAAUUGUAGAUGCCAAAUUUCAUUUCGACGACUUGCUUUUAUUUCCAAAAGUAGUAAAAAAAAACAGGCAUAAGGUUAAAACAAAACAAACUGUCUUAAAGGGAAAGCAUUUUAAGAAUCUCGAACUAACACAUAUUGUGUUAUCUAUUUAUGAAUAUAUAUAUACAUAUAUAUAAUAUAUAUAUUUAUAUAUGUUUAUACUCAAAUAUUUUUAGUUAUUUAUAAAUAUAAAUUUAAAAAUAAAACAUCACAAUAAACUAUAAUUUAUGAUUAGAUUUUUGAAAUGUUACACAGAAAAUUAUUGUCUUAAUAUACAAAAUAUAGAAGAAGUUAGGAAAAUCGUAAGCUAAGAAAAUCAUAAAUUUAAUACAAUUCAAAUAUGUUGAAAUCGUCAUGGCAAAAGCUGCCAAACAACAAGAGGAGAAUAUAGUUCCAGCAGUAUCUAUAUCUAAAAUAUCACCUUCAAGUCCUUCAACAGCAUUAAAUUUGUCUUCGUCCUUUUCAGAAGUUUAUUAUAGUGACAAUGAAACAAGCAAUACGAAAAAUUACGAUAAUCGCGUUGUAGAUCCGCAAUCUCUUUCACCAACAUUAAAGCAUCAUUUAAAUUUUUGGCAAAAUAAAAAAAGGCAGGGACGAAAGUCUAAUAUUGGUGCCAAUGGUCGAGAUAAAAGAUUACUCAAGAUUGACUCGGCCAUUGAAACUGAUGAAGACAUCGAAUCUAUAGCAAAGCAAAUUUCUGAUCAUGCUGAAAUUAUAUAUCAAAAUUGGAAAGCUCGUGGUUUAGCUCCAACGGAAAUAUUUGAUUGUCAAAUUUCAACAAACUCUUUACGUUUUUUACAAAGCAAUUUCGAAUAUCCAAUUUCAGAAUAUUUAAUAAAUUCACCGGAUAUGUCUAAUAAUAAUUUAAAUAAAUUAGUUAGUAGUUUCAUAAAUGAAGAUAAAGCGAGACAAUUAACAAAUAAUAAAAAAGUUGAUGCUGCAGCUGUUAACAUAAAUACUAACACUGGUUAUAACACCGAUAUAACAGAAGGGAGUAAUAAUAAACGUAACUCUCUGAAUAUAACAUCAGGCACCAUUAGAGAUACGCUUCGAAAAUUUGAGUCAAUUAAUACAAGUUCAAAUACCAAACCAAAUUUUUUAACCACAAAGCAACUUUCUAGUCUAAACUCGAAUAUUUCUGUAACUUCCAAUGAAAGUUAUAAAGCGAAUAAUUUUCAAAAAAUUUCCAAAUCUUAUAAAAAUGUGCCAAACGAAACAGAACCUGAAACGAAGCCAUGGGAAAAAUCGAAUGAAUCUUUAAUCAGUAGUGAAUCAUCAAAAACAAUAUCAGUACAACAAUUAUCAAAUGGUUUACCAGGUCCACAAUCAGUUAAGCCACGAACGCCUGUUAAACCGAAAAAUUUACUAAAACAUCUUAAUCAAAAUCAGGAAUCGAAUGAGGAUGUAAAAUCUUCGUCUUCUUCUUUAUUGAGUGCAAGUGGACGAAAAACUUCCGUAAUAUCUUCAUUUGGUAAACAACAAUCGCCUAAUCAAAAUCUUGACAAUGGCGGUAAGGUUGUUGAAAGCGUAUCAAACUCUAACGCAAUUACAAAUACAAUGAAAUCAUCCACAGUAUUGGAAAAUAAACAAACAUCAACACAGCGACAAAAUGAGACUGAAUGCAAACUUUCUGAAAAGAAAUCUAUUGUUAGCACUAAACAACAAAAUAAUUAUAGUUUACCAACAUUGCCUACGUCAUCACCACUUAUUGAUUCUAUGAGCAGAGAAGAGCAAUUAAUUACAACACAGUCUCAUAAAAAUCCAACAGAUUUAUUAGUUGAUGUUAUACGAGAAGAAGAGCAUUUAUUAAAUUCUUUAAAAUGUGUUGCACCACAAAAUAAAAGCGAUAGCAAUGUCAAGAUAGAUAAAAAAAACAAAGACUUAAAACACAAAGUUACUGCGCAACAUCAGUAUAUUAAAAAUAUAAAAAAUGAAAACAUUGUGCAACCGUCGAUUGCCAGUAAAGAGAAAAAAAAUAAUGUAAUUGAAGAGAGAGGUAGUCAAACACUUUUAAAUAAUAAUAACGUUAAUAAAAGUGAUCCAGUCGGAAAUACAUCGGGUAUUGGAUCUGUGUUCAAUAAAAGUAAAUCGCCAAUAAAUAUUGAAACAUCACAAUUUUCAACUGCAACUACAAACAGGGUUGAGCAGUCUGAAAAGAAUGAUUCAGUUGAUAACAUAUUAUUACCUUCAAUGAAAUUAGUUUCAUCAUCGAAUAUCGUAAAUAAUAAAACGGACGUUAUAACAAAAUAUUCUACAAUUGCUAAUUCAGCACCAAAACCAUCUAGUACUAGACCAAAAAUGCGUUCUAAAAAUGACGCUGUUGUACAAAAUAAUGCAAAUACACCGGAAAUAUCCAAAAUAAAUAAAAAUUUUAAUCCAGUUCAGCCGUUUUUGGCACGUGGUUCUGUUGCGGAACGUAUUAUGAUGUUCGAAAAAUGUCCAGAUGUUAUAAUAUCACCUUUUAGAAAUGUAAAUAAAGAUACACAACUCAAGCCCAAGUUACAUGCCGUACAUGCUGUAAUACCAAAGUCUGAACCACAAAGUCAUACUACCUUACAAAGAGCUGUUAGAGCAUCAAAUGCUAAAAGUUGUUAUAUUCCAAGAUUUCAUUAUCCUCAUGGGAAACCUUUGCCAAAUAUAGCACAGGAAACUAUAAUUCAACAAGUAAAAGCUGCUUUUGAUGCAUUUCCAAAUAACCAGUGCGGAAAACAAGAUUUUCACAAAAUUUUAAAAUUAUGUAAUGUGCCAUUUUAUUGGCGAAUGCCAUUUAUAUCUUGUUCUCAAAUUAUGUCAGGUUCUCUUAUUGAUGGUUAUAGAUUUGUGGACUUUUGGAAACAAAUGUCGGUCUAUUGUCAUGAUUCAGAAUCAAAAUUUGUUUAUAUUUUAUCUCGGGGUCAAAGAUCGCGUCCAUUUAUUUUACCUGAAGAUUUAACACCAUUAGUGCAAGAUGUAGUUGAUACACAUCCUGGCCUUGCUUUCUUGAAAGAGGCAUCUGAAUUUCAUUCACGAUACAUUCACACAGUUAUAUCAAGGAUAUUUUAUACUGUAAAUCGCAGUUGGUCAAAUCGAAUUACUGUAUCAGAAUUACGAAGAUCAAAUUUAUUACAGGUUAUACAGCUUUUAGAAAACGAGGAAGAUAUUAAUCAAAUUAUGGCAUUUUUUAGUUAUGAACACUUCUAUGUUAUUUAUUGCAAAUUUUGGGAAUUAGAUCGCGAUCACGAUUUAUUUAUUGAUCAAAAUGAUUUAGCUCAACACAAUAAUCAUGCUCUCUCAACAAGAAUUAUUGAACGAAUAUUUUCAGGCUGUGUAACACGAGGAGAAAAAAAUCGUACGUCGAGUAGUUGCGAACCAAAAAUGUCCUACACAGAUUUUGUUUGGUUUCUUUUAUCUGAAGAAGACAAAAGUAAUCCAACAUCUAUUGAAUAUUGGUUUCGAUGUAUGGAUCUAGAUGGGGAUGGUGUAAUUUCAAUGUAUGAAUUAGAAUAUUUUUAUGAAGAACAACAAGAACGUAUGUUUUCACUUGGCAUUGAAACGUUGCCUUUCGAAGACUGUUUAUGUCAGAUGUUGGAUAUGAUAAAACCGAAAAAAGCUGGUCAAAUAACUUUAGGUGAUUUAAAACGUUGUAAAAUGACAUCCGUGUUUUUUGAUACUUUCUUCAAUUUGGUUAAAUAUUUAGAAUAUGAACAAAGGGAUCCAUUUGCUAGUCAAAAAGAAAAUGACGAUAUGACGGAUUGGGACAGGUACGCUGCUCAAGAAUAUGAGUUGCUAGUUGCUGAAGAAAACGAUGCUCAAGGCGAACCUGAAAAAAUUUUAACAUAUAAUGAAUACCUAAAAAAAAAACAGAAAAAGUAAACCUGAAAUUUGAGAGACACAUAAUUUGAAAAACAAUUGUCUAUUAUCGGAAGCGAAAAAUAUAAUAUAAAAUUUUCCCUAAAAGUUUUAAAAAUGCAAAUUUAGUUUUAUAAGUCAUAUGAGGAGGAUGAUGACGACUCGGAAUCAGCAUUUGAUAUUGACGACAUCAAUUCGAGGCAACGAUGAACAAAAACUCUUCAAAUAAAUAACAAAUUGAUAUUAACUAAAAACUACAUUUUAAUAUAUCACAUUUAC
This is a messenger RNA of Condylostylus longicornis, 4641 nucleotides long. Its product is annotated as serine/threonine-protein phosphatase 2A regulatory subunit B'' subunit alpha. Bases 889 to 4386 code for a protein of 1165 amino acids. The transcript has 12 exons. NCBI's taxonomy places the organism in Eukaryota, Metazoa, Arthropoda, Insecta, Diptera, Dolichopodidae. Gene Ontology annotation, cellular component: protein phosphatase type 2A complex. Gene Ontology annotation, biological process: protein dephosphorylation. Gene Ontology annotation, molecular function: protein phosphatase regulator activity; calcium ion binding. The record is from RefSeq and is a predicted model, not a curated record.